This is a messenger RNA of Auanema sp. JU1783, 225 nucleotides long. Lineage: Eukaryota; Metazoa; Nematoda; Chromadorea; Rhabditida; Rhabditidae. The record is from the annotation of a GenBank genome assembly.
AUGAAGUACUUAGCUAUAAUGAUGUUCUUCUUAAUAUUUUUAAACACUGCGAGCAGCGAUACUCUUGUUUUCCGUCUCCAGCAAGCCAUUAAUAAAGAAAAAGAGAAAAGACUUCAGCGCUUCUUGGAAGACGUUAUCAGGGAUGAAAUGAUUCGCCGAGAUCUUCUGAAACGAGAAAUUGAUGCUCGAAGUGCAAAACAAAAGAAGCGACAUUUAGUAAUAUGA